AGACGCCUUGGGGACAGCAAGAGCAGAGGCUUAAGGAGCUACACUGGGGGGAGGACGGGGGCAAGCAGGCCAAAGCCUGGCCGGGGCUGGGGGGGUGGGGGCAUGGAGCAAUCCAAGUCACAGCAGCGUGGGGGGGAGCAAAGCUGGUGGGGUAGUGACCCCCAGUACCAGUACAUGCCCUUCGAGCACUGCACCAGCUAUGGACUGCCCUCUGAGAACGGGGGCCUGCAGCACAGGCUCCGGAAGGACGCCGGCCCCCGCCACAACGUCCACCCCACGCAGAUCUAUGGCCAUCACAAAGAACAGGUCUCAGACAGGGCGCGGGACACGGGCAUGCCCAAGAAGACGGGCUCCAGUUCCACCCUGGACAGCAAGGAUGAGGAUCACUAUUCCAAAUGUCAAGAUUGUGUCCGCCGUCUGGGACUCGUGGUGAGAAGAAAGUUAGGGGAAGACUGGAUCUUUCUGGUGCUGCUGGGACUGCUGAUGGCUCUGGUCAGCUGGAGCAUGGACUACGUCAGUGCCAAAAGCCUGCAGGCCUACAAGUGGACCUAUGCGCAGAUGCAGCCCAGCCUUCCUCUGCAGUUCCUGGUCUGGGUCACCUUCCCACUCAUCCUCAUCCUCUUCAGCGCCCUCUUUUGCCACCUCAUCUCUCCCCAGGCUGUUGGCUCUGGAAUCCCUGAAAUGAAGACUAUACUUCGUGGGGUUGUCCUGAAGGAAUAUCUCACGCUCAAGGCCUUUGUGGCCAAGGUUGUCGCCCUGACCGCAGGGCUGGGCAGUGGCAUCCCCGUGGGAAAAGAGGGCCCCUUUGUCCACAUUGCCAGCAUCUGUGCUGCCGUCCUCAGCAAGUUCAUGUCCAUGUUCUGUGGGGUCUAUGAGCAGCCAUACUAUUAUGCUGACAUCCUGACUGUGGGCUGUGCUGUCGGAGUUGGCUGUUGUUUCGGGACACCUCUCGGAGGAGUGCUAUUUAGCAUCGAGGUCACCUCUACCUACUUUGCCGUUCGGAACUACUGGAGAGGAUUCUUUGCAGCCACCUUCAGUGCCUUUGUGUUUCGCGUCCUGGCGGUGUGGAACAAGGACGCCGUCACCAUCACUGCUCUGUUCAGAACCAAUUUCCGAAUGGAUUUCCCCUUUGACCUGCAGGAACUCCCAGCCUUUGCUGUCAUCGGGAUCUGCUGCGGGUUCCUGGGAGCUGUAUUUGUGUAUCUGCAUCGCCACGUCAUGCUCGGUGUCCGAAAGCACAAGGCCCUCAGCCAGUUUCUGUCUAAGCACCGCCUGCUGUAUCCUGGAAUUGUUACCUUUGUCAUCGCCUCAUUCACCUUUCCACCAGGAAUGGGUCAAUUCAUGGCUGGAGAGCUCAUGCCCCGCGAAGCCAUCAGCACCCUGUUUGACAACAACACGUGGGUGAAACACGCAGGAGACCCUGAGAGCCUGGGCCGGUCGGCUGUGUGGAUUCACCCCCAAGUCAACGUUGUCGUCGUCAUCUCUCUCUUCUUUGUCAUGAAGUUCUGGAUGUCCAUCGUGGCCACCACCAUGCCCAUACCCUGUGGAGGCUUCAUGCCUGUGUUUGUGCUGGGAGCUGCAUUUGGAAGGCUGGUAGGAGAGAUCAUGGCCAUGCUAUUCCCUGAUGGAAUCUUAUUUGAUGGUAUCAUCUACAAGAUCCUACCUGGGGGCUAUGCAGUAAUUGGAGCAGCAGCACUGACUGGUGCUGUGUCUCACACAGUCUCCACAGCUGUGAUUUGCUUCGAAUUAACGGGUCAGAUUGCUCACAUCCUACCCAUGAUGGUGGCUGUUAUCUUGGCCAACAUGGUGGCUCAGAGCCUGCAGCCCUCCCUCUAUGACAGCAUCAUCCAGGUCAAGAAGCUACCCUACUUGCCUGACCUUGGUUGGAACCAGCUCAGCAAAUACACAAUCUUUGUUGAGGACAUCAUGGUACGUGAUGUGAAGUUUGUUUCAGCUUCUUGCACAUAUGGGGAGUUGCAAACCCUGCUCCAGACCACCACAGUCAAGACUUUACCACUGGUUGACUCAAAAGAUUCCAUGAUCCUGCUGGGCUCCGUGGAGCGGUCAGAGCUGCAGUCACUCCUGCAGCGCCACCUGUGUCCCGAGCGGAGGCUGCGGGCGGCGCAGGACAUGGCGCGGAAGCUGUCGGAGCUGCCGUACGACGGGAGGGCGCUCCCCGGCGCGCAUCGCGGCCGGCCCGAGUCCUUUGCCUUCGUGGAUGAGGAUGACGACGAGGACUUCUCUGGGAGGAUCGAGCUGCCUCCUUCUCCUCCUCCUCACCCCUUUCCUACUGCUUGCCUGUCCCCAGAAGAGCCCAACGGGCCCCUGCCCGACCACAAACAGCAGCCAGAGGCACCAGAGCCUGCAGGUCAAAGACUCUCCGUCUUCCAGUCCCUGCUGCGCUGCUUGCUGGGCAGGGCUCGACCCGCAAAGAAGAAAGCAGUCCAGGAUGCCAUGGAUUUAGUGGAUACCAUGUCACCUGAAGAGAUCGAGGCCUGGGAGCAGGAGCAGCUGAGCCAGCCUGUCUGCUUUGAUUGCUGCUGUAUCGACCAGUCUCCCUUCCAGCUGGUGGAGCAGACGACCCUGCAUAAGACUCACACGCUGUUCUCACUCCUCGGCCUCCACCUUGCUUAUGUGACCAGCAUGGGGAAGCUCAGAGGCGUCCUGGCCCUGGAGGAGCUACAGAAGGCCAUCGAGGGGCACACCAAGUCUGGAGUGCAGCUCCGUCCUCCUCUUGCCAGCUUUCGGAACACAACUUCAACUCGAAAGAGUCCUGGGGGACCACCCCCUCCUGCAGAGGGCUGGAGCCUACCCGAGGACGGACCAGGGGCCACCGGAGCAGGGGAUGUGGCCCCUGCCUCCCCGGAGAGCCCCGUGCCCUCCCCCUCCCCAGAGCCCCUUCUCUCCGGGGCCCCAGCCAAGGUGGAGGGCGAGCUGGAGGAGCUGGAGCUGGUGGAGGGUCCGGGGCCAGAAGAGGAGCUGGCCGACAUCUUGCAGGGCCCCAGCCUGCGGUCCACGGAUGAGGAGGAUGAGGAUGAACUGAUCCUUUGACCACCUCCUGGGACCUCCUUAUAAAGACUGUCCGUGACUUGGGGUGGACUUGUGUGGGACAGGGUGUGUCCUGAAGUUGGAGAACUCACCCAAAGUCUUGGCCCCUCCCAGGGAUUUUUAAAUGUGAUAGUGAUAGUCUUAAAGGAGGAGUCAGAACUUGGGCAGGGAGGGGCCGUGGUCAAUUCGACCGCU
Molecule: messenger RNA, 3243 nt
Organism: Lemur catta (Ring-tailed lemur)
Lineage: Eukaryota; Metazoa; Chordata; Mammalia; Primates; Lemuridae
Gene: CLCN1
Product: chloride voltage-gated channel 1
Exons: 23
Coding region: 103-3051 (982 amino acids)
Biological process (GO): chloride transport; transmembrane transport
Cellular component (GO): membrane
Molecular function (GO): voltage-gated chloride channel activity
Source: RefSeq, a predicted model, not a curated record